Messenger RNA from Didymodactylos carnosus, 939 nucleotides. NCBI's taxonomy places the organism in Eukaryota, Metazoa, Rotifera, Eurotatoria, Philodinida, Philodinidae. The record is from the annotation of a GenBank genome assembly.
AUGUUACCGAAAGGCGAUAAAAUAACUGUUGCCUCAUCUCAUCAUCAUCAACUUCUUGUUGAUGGUGAUGCACUUGAUCCAAAUUCAAAAUCGACACAUUCCAUUGAUGCAAUAUUAGGAAUUAAAAAUGGUGAUCAAACAUUAUUCAAUCCUAAUAAUCAACAUUAUAAUAUACAAAACAAUCAGGGAAUAAAAAGGCGAAAUCCUCAUGAUGAGUACGAUGACGAUCUUAAAGCUCGACGUAGGAGUGAAAAUGAUAGUAAAGAUGAUUCAAAAAGUUCCGAUGAUGAAAGACAAAAGAAAAAACAUCGACGAAAUCGAACAACAUUUACAACAUUUCAACUUCACGAACUGGAACGAGCAUUUGAAAAAUCUCACUAUCCGGAUGUUUACAGUAGAGAAGAAUUAGCAAUGAAAAUUAGUUUACCUGAAGUGCGAGUUCAGGUUUGGUUUCAAAAUCGUCGUGCUAAAUGGCGUCGUCAAGAAAAAGCUGAGCAAAAUCAAUUGAAAAUUAAUCCCGAUUUUCCCUUAGCCAGUUUGCGAGCAUCAACAAGUACAAAUAUUGUAAAUACUACCUUGCCAAUAGAUCCAUGGAUGACUGCAGCCACAUUUAACACUGGCGGUCCACCAUCUCUACAUACAUUACCAAGUUUUAUGAAUUCCACAUAUUUUCCGGUAAAUAAUAAUUCAAAUUGUUAUUCAAACAAUAAUAACGAUAAUUGUACAUCAAUGCAAACGCCAUCUUUACAGCAACAAAGAUCGAUUUCACCAUUAUAUACAAAUAAUAAUAAUAAUAAUAAUGGGAAUGGUUAUCGAAAUUCUAGUUCAUCAUCAAAUUCACCACUAGAUGAAAAUGGAACAGAUUCUAUUGCACAUUUGAGAAUAAAAGCACAUGAAUAUAUGAAUUUAAUUAUUGGCAAAAAUUGGCAAAGAGUCUAA